AUAAGCCCACAACGUCUCUCACUCUCAGGCACGGCAAGGCAAGGGACCCUGAUGGACACCGGUGGAGAGGGAACGUCACCUCAUCGGGGAGAAUGAGGGGGACUCAUGUACUGGAAUCCAUAAAGACACCUUGCCCCUAGGUCCCAUUCCUUUACCCCCUCUAUUCUUUCUUUGCAAUCGUGCUCCUGCCUCCCCUCUCGCAGUCGUCUACUUACCUUACUACUACUGUACUCAUUGGUCGUUAUCCACAUCUCAACACCAUCACAAUGUUCGGCUUUGGCGACGCAAAGGAUGCUCGUGACGAGGUCUACGACGGGCAGCCGCACGAGUCCAAGCUGUCGCACGAGCUGAUCGGCUCGGCCGCCGCCUUCGAGGGUAUGCGCCUGUGGGAGCAGGAGCAGCGCAGGGAGGGCAAGACAGUAAACCACGGCACGGCCAAGGAGAUGCUCGCGGCCGCCGUCGGCUUCGAGGUCGACAAGCUGGUCGAGACCAAGGGCCUCGACUUCGUCGACCGCGAGCGCGCCAAGCACCACGCCCGCCAGCAGGUUGAGCAGCUGUACGACCAGCACUACGGCGGCCAAGAUCAGUAUGACCCGUACCAGCAGGGGCCUCCCAGCCAUUUUGAGAGGUAUUAGGCGUGCGACAUGGCGGAGGUGGUUUUAUUGUUGACGAGUGGGAAUUUGGAUUGUUGGAAGCAAAGCAUGGCAGUGCCUUUUUGGCUUAGACCAUUGAAUACAAUGAGAAGCACCAUCGCUUCGGAUGUCUCGUCCCUUAAGAUCCUCGUUAUGCCAUGGCUUCCAAGGACGAAUUGACGUAGUAUCAGAGACCGUCAAUCAAGAACCACCGUUAAGUCACAAACUUUUGGCAGCA
Messenger RNA from Chaetomium strumarium, 870 nucleotides. RefSeq lists its product as uncharacterized. Lineage: Eukaryota; Fungi; Ascomycota; Sordariomycetes; Sordariales; Chaetomiaceae. The transcript has 3 exons. The record is from RefSeq and is a predicted model, not a curated record. The coding region runs from base 267 to 635 and encodes 122 amino acids.